Messenger RNA from Nilaparvata lugens (brown planthopper), 4778 nucleotides. RefSeq names its product segmentation protein even-skipped (gene eve). NCBI's taxonomy places the organism in Eukaryota, Metazoa, Arthropoda, Insecta, Hemiptera, Delphacidae. The transcript has 4 exons. Gene Ontology annotation, biological process: regulation of transcription by RNA polymerase II. Bases 62 to 670 code for a protein of 202 amino acids. The record is from RefSeq and is a predicted model, not a curated record. Gene Ontology annotation, cellular component: nucleus. Gene Ontology annotation, molecular function: DNA-binding transcription factor activity, RNA polymerase II-specific; RNA polymerase II cis-regulatory region sequence-specific DNA binding.
AGUACCCAGUUGACGAGUGACUGUGCAGUGUCUGUAGAGUGUGUGUGCCCUAUGCCCUAACAUGGAGCGAGUCCCGUCGAACCCCAAGACCGAACCUAGGGAGGGGUGUGCUUCGGAGCAGAGCAUUCGCCGCUACAGAACAGCGUUCACCAGAGACCAGCUGGCUCGCCUCGAGAAGGAGUUCUACAAGGAGAAUUACGUGUCCAGACCAAGGAGGUGUGAGCUCGCUGCACAACUAGGUCUGCCUGAAUCCACCAUCAAGGUUUGGUUCCAAAAUCGGCGCAUGAAAGACAAAAGACAGAGGAUGGCAAUGGCGUGGCCCUAUGCUGUCUACACCGACCCAGCUCUCGCUGCCAGCAUCCUACAAGCUGCCGCCGGGAGCCUGCCCUUUGCUGCCUACUACCAAAUGCCUCCUGCAGCCGCUUACUGUCAGCAAUUCCCAAUAGCAAGAUAUCCGUACCCGGUGGCUCAACAACGUCCGGAGUCGGCUACAUUCUGCUUGCCGGACACGGACAACUGCGACGGUCACGGUCACGGACACGGGGACGGCACGUCCAGCUGCCGGUGCGGCAUUGUUAACUGCGUGGCAUCCGUACCCCCCUCGUCAACGCCACCACCCCCAGCACCCCCCAAAAAACUGUUCCAGCCCUUCAUGACCGAUAAGAUCUAGAACCCCAAGCAACAACACACCAAGUUACCACCGACUAUAAUUCACAACUAAUUAGUGCCAUAGGUGUCGUGCGAAUAGCGUCAAAAGGAUCUGGCAAAAGUCUGCCUGAAUCUACUUACCUGAUAAUUGCGUGGCGGUUUCAGGUUGAAACCUUUUCCUGAUCCUUUGUAAAAAUGUGUGCGCGAUUCGCACGACACCUCUACGAUGAGUUAGUGCCAGAUUGGAGUGAAAAGAGACAGAAACGGACUGCAACUCGACUGUUCGCCAUCUACUAUUAUGACGAUGUAUGCACUGGAAACCUACGAGUCAGUGUAGUUGAAGUAGGAUACAUUUCAAUAAUAUGUUCGUUACAACAUCAAAUCAUAAAGCUGCAAUUAUUAUUUAUUGCUUACACGUACAAACAUUUAGAAAUAACCUGUAAAAUGGGGAUCUUGGGAUCUUAUAGUUUUCAACACAAACAACGUUCCUAUUUACAAGCAAUGGCAAUAAUAAUUGUUUGAUUGCUUUUAAUUUCAAGUUGUCGCUGUCGUCUUAAUUUUGUUUGAAGAACAUUUUAAUUUUAAUUUUUCUUAUUGUGUAAUAUACAUGUUCUGUUCUGUGAUGUUGGGUCCGAAGUUGGUAAUAAUUGAGAAUAAUAAAUCUAUUGGAUGGCUGAGUGCGCUAUGUCCUAACUCAGCCCUACUUUGCGAAAAAUAUAUACGAUAAUUACAAAAUUUUACAAUUAUUUGACUAAAACAGCUUUGAUAAAGUGAAUCAAGUUUCAAAUCAUCCAUUUUAUCUAGGCUGGAGAAUGCUCCGACUAGUGACAUAACAUGAGACUAUAUAUAGUAGAGGAUUUACAUUAGUCGAGGACAAAAAGGAUUAAAUGCAUAUCUAUAAAUGAAUUAUAAAGCAAGAGCAAUUAAUAAUAGGAUAUACACACACUAGGACAACAAAGAAUGGCGAGUUCAUAACUGUUUUCAACUGUUUUCGUUUGUCUAGAGUACAGACUACUAACGUCCAUGAGACCUGUUCAAGAUUGCAAAACCAGAUCUUCAGAACUUGGAAAGAUUGAUACAAAGAAAAUUAAUGCGAUGUUGAAAUUGAAAAUGAGUAUACAUUUUUGAUGUAGUAUUCGCGGAUUGAUGGUAUUUGAAUGUAACUGAUGAAAUGAAACGUUGCAAUAUUUAAACGUUUUCAAAAAUGAUUAAAUAUUUGAAUCGUCCCAACUAUUUUUAGAAUUACCUGAAUAUAUCUUGAAGGCUAAGCAUCACGUACCAUAUUACCUUAUCCAAAUUCGCACUAAUAAUACGCAAUGGUUCUAGAAAGCUCAAUUCAUGAAAUUAAUAACUUAAUCGAUCAAUACUAGUGUAUAUUGAGAAUACGUGUAUUAUGAUGAUCUGUUGUUGUAACAAACAUUAUUUUUGUUGUUGAUAGAAAAAACAUUCACGAAUAUCAUAGAAUCCAGUGAGUACAGAAUGAAACUCUUAUAAUGUAACAUUCUAUACUCACUGAUAGAAUCUCGGGAAUAUUUGAGUUUUUUUUAGAGUAAAACAGUAAAAUGUCAAUAUAGUUUCCAAGAAUUUACUAAUAAUAAGGAAUGUUUGAAUGACCACUAUCCAUUAGUAAACAAGAUGAGUAUUGAAAAGUGAUACUGUGGAUGGAGUUUUGAUGAAUAAUAUUUUAACUAUAUCCAUAGUUUUAUGGAGAAUGCGAUUUUCAACGAUUCCAUUUGGUAAUCAAACAUAAUAUUGACUAAGUAGACUUUUAUACCUAUAUAGGUAGAGAAGGUCAAUUUCACUCUAAUCUCUCUUAAAUUUCACAACGAGAAUAAUAUUCCAUCACAGUAUACAGUGAUGAUGAUAGAAUAAUAGUUGAUGAAAGAGAUCCAAUAAGCUGUGUAAAACCAUACAAAAUUAAUUAUUCGUGAUUACGUGCAUCAUAACAGUAUGAAAAGAUGGAAAGGAAUGAGAUUUAUUCACAGUUUAUUAAUUAUUCUCAUGAGAAUCAUAAUUAUUGAUUAAACAAAAUUUAAACUUAUGAUAUUUCAUCGAUCAUCGAUUUUCCUUAAGGUAUUCGCAGUUGAAGAAUGCAAAGCGAAGCCUCCAUGCUAUUUGGUAGCAAAUAAAAUGAAAUCUCGUUUAUUCAUUUAUAACAGAAACAAGGAAGACCACAGGCAUUAUGCCCAGAACAGUCUUCACAAAAAUAAUUUACAAUCAUGCUAAGCAAGUUCAAUCGUCAAGUAUGAAAGUCCACGCUAUUGUUAUUAUAAUGUAGGAUUGGGAGAACAGUUGGACAAUAUUAUUAUGUGAUUUAUGUGAUUCAAUUCAUCAAUAUAAACUAAAGUGCAAGAGGUAAGAUGAAGAGUUAUUUGUGAAAAUUCAUCAUUAAACAAUUAAAAGAAAGAAGAGUAAUUAUUAAAAGUUUGGAGGAAAACUCUUUCUUGAAUUAAGUAAGCAUUGAUGCCAAUUUUUGAUUACGAUUUAUUUAUGAAUUACUUCAAGAAGAAGUUACAUUAUCAGGAAAAAUUUCAAGAUUGUAGAUUCCUUGCAAUUUAUAAGACAAGUAAACAGCACAAUAAAUUGAUUUUAUCUCGAGUUGAACUGAGUUUAUUAUUAGAUUGGAAAACUCAUUCAACCUAAUAUUCAUAGUUAUAGACUUAUAAUGUAUUUAUUGAUCACAUCAAUUUUCUUAGUACCUAGAUUAUCUAUGAAAUAAUCAUUAUCAAUAUUUUUGUACAAUAAUAGUAGUAGUAUAUUGUUUUGCGGAACGUAGCUUCCCAGCUUUAAGAACUACACAAGUAGCCCGAUAACCCGUGAAAUAUGGUAAAUUAAUUUUUUUUUGGAUUUUUAAAUUAGUUUUUAUCUAUUGGAACUGAAAAAUAUAUAUUGGGUACAAUAUUAGAAUAAUUGGUAUUCUCAACAUUUUCCAAGAUUAUAUUUUCCAAUAAUCGAUUCUACUCAGAAACAUUAUAACAGUUCAAUCAGCAAUAAAUCUGAUGCGAGGAUGGUUUCAAUGAAUUUGUCACGUUUCAAAUAAUAUCAGUUUGAACAUUUCAAUGAAGACAUUGAGCAUAUUGUAUUUCAUAUUGUUAUUCUGUUAAUUAUCAUGUUCCAUUUGUUCAACGAUCCAAAGAUUUUCGUGUGUUACGAUUAUGAAAAAAUAUCCCUAAGAAGACAACAGAAGAGGAGAAAAGACUAUUUUAUUAUGUUGUAAGAUUGUUAGAGAAGGGACUUCUACAGUACAAAACAUCUAUUCAAUUUGCUUAAAUAUAUCGUUAUUGUUUUGUCUUGUUAUUAGUUAUAGAUAUUCUGUUACUAGUCGACUUUAUUAUGAUUAAUAAGAUUCCAAAGACAAAAAUAAUCAUGGACUUGAGAACGAUUUUUGUAUUUUUUCAUCACGGAAAUAUGCAUCGACAAGAUUGCAAAUCAAUGCAAGUCAAGAUUGAAUUAAUGAGGUACGAUUCUAAAGAGUCAACAAUACAAUUGGCUACUUGUAUUUUUCUAUUAGGGAGAUUCUCAUAAUUUGUAACUAAUUAUCCUAUUUUUUCUAGUCAUGGAUUUUGUAAACUUCUUGAUAUAAUUAUGCAAUGAGAAUAGCGUAGACUAUUGGUUCUCGAACUAAUCCAACUUGUUUAUUUUGUAUGAUUUUGACAAAAGUUGAUUCAAUUUUCAUAUAGGACCAACAGUUAGUUGUUGACCGAUAUGGAAAUUGUAUUUGUCUAUGGGGCGUAGCAUAAUCUACCAGAAAAGAGAGUUCCAAAUCAACACUGUAGAUGCUUGAACUGAUAAUUUCCAUAUUUAUUUGCUGUUAUGUACCUUACAAUAUAAUAAGUUCUUUAUUGUGUAAUUUGUACUUCUAUUUACGUUUUUGAAUAAUCUAAAUUUUUUAUUUAAGAUUUUUUAUUAUUAAAAUAAUGAAUUUGAUGACUUAAAGUACAUUCCUGAUAAUAAAAAAAUGAGUUGACCAGUUUCCCCAAAUUUUCACUAAUUUUGUUCAUUUUUCUUCUUAAUAGCAGUUGGCUGCUUAACGUUUUGAAGCUGUAAAGAAUACAACUCUCAUCCUUCUCCUCAUUGCUGAUACUGUUGAUUGUUUUAUACAUGUGUAAAAAUAAAGUCGUCUUCAUUAA